Schizophyllum commune H4-8 is the source of this 3096-nucleotide messenger RNA. RefSeq lists its product as uncharacterized. The transcript is spliced from 3 exons. The record is from RefSeq and is a predicted model, not a curated record. Lineage: Eukaryota; Fungi; Basidiomycota; Agaricomycetes; Agaricales; Schizophyllaceae. Bases 1 to 3096 code for a protein of 1031 amino acids.
AUGGCGACGACCACUCAAAUCCUCUUCAACUCCCCCGCGCUACACUCGCUGAAGAGAGAGCAGCUCGUCAAGCUGUGCAAAGUCCACUCGUUAAAGGCCAACGGCAAGAACACCGAGCUCAUCGACCGGCUGAAGCAAUAUGCUCAGACGCUGCCGCAGGACGCGCCGCUGAGCAUUUCUGCGCGGAAGGAGAAUGGGGAGGAGCAGGGCAGUAGUGAGGAAGACGGAGAGGACGAUCCUGAAGCAGCUGCCACUUGCGGAGUAGUGCGGCCCAUUAUGGAGAGGAUCGACGAAGUAGACGAGAAAACCUCGUCUUCCCGGGGUACUCUGUCGAGCAUGAGAACCACAGGGACCUCAAGCGGCGAAUUUGGGUCUAAAUCAUCAGCGACUUCCGUUGGCUCCUCGAUCAAGGCCCUGGCGUCGUCCCUGGGUCUUAAGAGAGCACUCACAUCCAACUCCUCUUCGAAGUCGUCACUGAAGAUGUCCCAAUCCAACGCAUCCCUCAAAUCCAUUCCCUCCGUCCCAUCCGUGCCGAAGCACGUCCGCGACGAACUUCUUGCUCACGCUAGACCAUACUCUUCCAUUCCGCCACCCUCUCCUUCCUCGCUACCCCAGACCGACCACUUUACCUUCGACCCCGCCCUUGCCUCGAACCAAUCCUACAACCCAAGUGCUCUAACGUUCGCGACCGACGAUGAUCCCCUCCCCGGUCAUGUACUCCGCCCGGGCCAGCCGGCGCCCGAGCACGCGCGGCUCUCCCUAGGGCAAGGGCCCGCGACACCCUCGGCAUCGAAGGCUCCGACAACGACACUUAGACUCGUGUCAAACCCAGGUGGCUCGAAGUCGUCAAGCUGGGACGACGACGACUUGCCAACCGUCGGGACUGUACCCGCAACCCCGCAGCUCAAGCCUUUCCAUACCACUUACGACCUGAUCAUGGACACUCCAGCCGUGGGGUCCAUAUACCCAUCCUUGAAGUUCUCGCCAGCGGACGAACAGAAGAAACCCAGUACCACGCCCGAUGAGGAUGUCGAGAUGCCUGGCGCGUUUGACAGUCCGACGCGCGCCACGUCGAACUCGAUCAGCGCCACCUCGCCCACGCCCGAGCCCUUUAUCUUCGGCUCGCCCAACCCCAAGCACCGCGUCUCGGACGCGCAGUUCUCGGACGCCGCGCGCAAGGUGUUCGAGGAGAUGAACAAGCGGCUGCAGGCGGAGGGCGGGCAGACCAUCGACAGUGCGCUGCUCGGGAAGCUGCGCCCGGGCGCGCAUUCUGGUCCUGUACCAGUGGAAUCAAAGGCGGAUCGCGAGAUCAAGCCGCUGAAGCGCACGAGCAUCAGCCGGAAGUUCGACGAGGCGCACGCGGCGGAAUUUGAGAAGAUGGAAAGUAUCAAGGACGUGGCUGACCGGCGCGCGGCGGCGAUGGCGGCGAAGAAGGAGAAGGGGGUGACACCGCCCGCGCAGAUGUCGGGCCAGAAGCGCAAGUCGAGCGUGCUGGAAACUGAGGGUGCCGGACCGUCAAAGCGCCCGACCCGUCCGUCGAAUACGCGCGUGAUCAGUAACUCGCGGCGCAACCUGCCAGGCGCGUUUGGCGACGAUAGCGAUGAUGACGAGGAGAGGCCUGCGCCGCAGGAUGAGGCGCGUGCGAAGAAGCCGCGUCUGUCGUACGCGGAGGCACCGCAGGAUCCAGAGGAACAGGCGCGGAAGGAGCGCGAGCGUGAGGCUGUCAAGCGCAGGCUUGAGGUCAACAAGGCGCGACGCCGCAGCAGUGCUGGCGUCAAGGGCAGGGCGAGCAUAGGCAAGCCUGCUCCGAAGGCCAAACCCUCUCGCUUCGGCUUCUUCUCAGCUGCGAAGUCAGUUGUUACCAGCGUCUGGAAUCGCGGGAAGACGGCUGCUCCUGCGCCGCCGUCCAACAUUCCCAAACCGGCUGUUACGGUUAGCAAGCCGGCCCCGGCGCCUAAGAAGCCUUCACUGCAGCCCACGAUGCCUCCGCCGAGCAGUGCGGCGUCGAAGUCGCAGUCAUCCAGAGUCACGUCGUCUUCGAAGUCUAAUGGCAAGGACGCCGACACCACCAGGGCCUCCAUCACGUCCAACAGUGGCCGUGUUCGGUCGCCUAUUCCACCCUUUAGCGACACUGGCUCCAAGCGCAAUAGCGCGGCGCUAGGGAGCAUGGGUCCGCCUGCUGUACCUACGGGUGCUCGGGCGCGUAACAGCUCGAUGACCGGCGCGUCGUCCAUGGGUACGCGCACCAGCACCUCGAAUGCCAGCCGUGUGUCGUCGCUCGGUACCAAGGGCACCCUGGGAGCUGCAGAGGGCUCGCGGUCCUCGCGCAUCCCCUCCAUCGGCAGCUCGAAUACGCGCAACUCGACCUCAUCGCGCUUGCUGGCUCCUACGGCCAGCUCGCUCGCCAAACAGCACGCGCCUACGUCGACGACGUCCAAGCUGACCUCUCUUCCUGGUACUUCGCACCUCCCGCGCCCCGCAAACACGCCCUCGAAGUCCGCGCUCAACCCUAUAACGAACGUCACGUCGCCCAAUCCUCGUCCCGGUGGUAUCUUCAGCAGCGGCAUCCCUAUGCCCUCGCCGCCGAAGCCGUCUACAUCUACCAACCCUAUGAGCCCUUCGGCAAACCCCCUCAGCCCCACCUCCUCCGUCUUCAGUCCCGCACCACCCAAGCCAGCGGUCGCCCGGAAGCCCACCAUCACGCGCAAGCCGCGCAUCUCGCGAGGACGCGUCAUCGCGAAGCUCGCAUCGCAGCGCGCGGCGGCGGCUGGUCGUACUGCAGGCGCGGGCGCAACGCCGGGCAAGACGCGCUCGAGCUUGGGCGCGCGCGUCGCGCGGCAGAGCCUGGGGACGAAUGUUGGGGUGGGGAAGGGUAUUGGCGCGAAGGGCCCACGGGCGAGCAUCGGCGCGGUGAAGGCCGGCAGGGCGAGUGCGGGUGUGGUGGUGGGUGCAAAUGGGUUGAGGGCGGGGAGGGCGAGUGCGGGGGAAGGGCCGGUGCUGAUGAGUGCGAGGAAGCGCGCGCGGCAGAGUGAGUAUAUGCGGCGGAAGAGUCGGGCGGCGACAGCGAGCUCGGAUGCGAUGGAUGUGGAUGGCUGA